AUGGGCAGAGAAGGAGGGACAGAGGGGGAUGACCAGCUGAGGGGGGGAUGGUGUCACAUUGAAAGCUUGAUUGAUGGGCGGUGGACAGGAAGGGAACGGGCUGGGGAGAUAGGAAGCUUCCCCCCUCCCUCCUCCCUGCUUCCCCCCUCCCUUCCCCCUGCUUCCCCCCUCCCUCCUUCCUGCUUCUCCCCUCCCUCCGCCCUGCUUCCCCCCACCCUCAUAGAGGUGAGCGUCAUGCACCAGGUGAGCCUUAGCUUUCUCCAUAUGCAACCCCUCUACCUCGAUUCAACCAUCUUGCUUGUCCCUCCCCAUGUACCUCUCCAAUCCCUCCCCAUGUACCUCUCCAAUCCCUCCCCAUGUACCUCUCCAAUCCCUCCCCAUGUACCUCUCCAAUCCCUCCCCAUGUACCUCUCCAAUCCCUCCCCAUGUACCUCUCCAAUCCCUCCCCAUGUACCUCUCCAAUCCCUCCCCAUGUACCUCUCCAAUCCCUCCCCAUGUACCUCUCCAAUCCCUCCCCAUGUACCUCUCCAAUCCCUCCCCAUGUACCUCUCCAAUCCCUCCCCAUGUACCUCUCCAAUCCCUCCCCAUGUACCUCUCCAAUCCCUCCCCAUGUACCUCUCCAAUCCCUCCCCAUGUACCUCUCCAAUCCCUCCCCAUGUACCUCUCCAAUCCCUCCCCAUGUACCUCUCCAAUCCCUCCCCAUGUGCCUCUCCAAUCCCUCCCCAUGUGCCUCUCCAAUCCCUCCCCAUGUACCUCUCCAAUCCCUCCCCAUGUACCUCUCCAAUCCCUCCCCAUGAGCCUCUUCUCCCCCUCCCCAUGUGCCUUUCCUCUUCAUCCCACGCACAAGGGGGCAGCGCAGCAGAGUUGGGAACAAGCUCAUUUUCUAUUUACCCCCUCUUCCUGCCUCCACCCGACUCCUUGCAGGGCUAUUUGGCGUUCAUUCACAUCCGGAAGGAGGAGGGUGGGCGCAGACCUAUCUGGAUUGCAUUCACAUUAGCAAGGAGAAGGGUGGGCGCAUGUGCAUGUUUAUGCUUACACAAGCAGGAGGACCAUAGCUCCACACAGAUGGCGACAGCACUGGUUGCUAAAGGGCAGAGCUGCCAGGACAAGGCAGAGCUGCAAGGACAGGGCAGAGCUGUCGCCCUCGCUUCCUCCCACCGUCGCCCACGCUUCCUCCCACCAUCGCCCACGCUUCCCCCCACCAUCGCCCACACUUUCCCCCACCGUCGCCCACGCUUUCCCCCACCUUCGCCCAUGGCAGGUGGUGGUGCGGCUUUGGAGCAGAGUGUUGGGCGCACAGCCUGGGCAGCGCGUGCAUGCGGGCAGCAAGGAGUGCAGUGCUGCAGGGGGCGGGUUAGGGGAGGCGGAGCGGGGGAGGCGGGGGUUAGGGAGAGAGGGUGCAGGGAUCCUCCUAUCCCCCUUAUACCCUGCCACACUCUUACCUCCUGCCCUCCUCCCUUCCUCCGUUUUGUGGGGCCCCCACAGUCGUCCUCCUCUCCCUCUCUCUUCCACCCUUCCUCCAUCUAUCCCACACUCUCUGCCUCACUACCCUCUUUCCCCUUUCUGUUGCCCGUUAUCCCUCCCUUCCUCCCGCCCUCCCUUCCUGCCAUUCUCCCUCUCCUCAUCCUCCCUCGAUCCAGUCCCCCUUUCCCUUUCCAUUUCCCACUCGCCCACUCCCUUCCUCACGCCAACCCUGCUCCUCCGUUCCACCCAUCCUCUCAUCCGCCCAUCCUCUCAUCCGCCCAUCCUCUCAUCCGCCCAUCCUCUCAUCCGCCCAUCCACUCAUCCCCCUUUCUCUCAUUCGGCCAUCCUCUCAUCCCCCUUUCUCUCAUUUGGCCAUCCUCUCAUCCCCCUUUCUCUUAUCCGCCCAUCCUCUCAUCCCCCUUUCUCUCAUUCGGCCAUCCUCUCAUCCCCCUUUCUCUCAUUCGGCCAUCCUCUCAUCCCCCUUUCUCUCAUUCGGCCAUCCUCACAUCCCCCUUUCUCUCAUUCGGCCUUCAUCCUCCCUCCCAACCCUCUGUCUCCUCCCUCACCUCCUCUCCUUCGUCACCACCUCUCCUCCCUCUUCGCCUCCCAUUCCACAUCUCCGCUGUGCAGAUCGUGGCCUCAGCACCCGGGGAGGCAGGGGAGGGCACGGGCGGAAGGAGGGAAGGGGAUGGGGGGAAGCAGGGAUGGGGAGGGGGGAAGGCAGGGGAGGGGACGGGCGGAAGGAGGGAAGCAGGGAUGGAGAUGGGGGGAAGCAGGGAUGGAGAUGGGGGGAAGCAGGGAUGGAGAUGGGGGGAAGCAGGGAUGGAGAUGGGGGGAAGCAGGGAUGGAGAUGGGGGGAAGCAGGGAUGGAGAUGGGGGGAAGCAGGGAUGGAGAUGGGGGGAAGCAGGGAUGGAGAUGGGGGGAACAGGGAAGAAGGAAAGGGUAUAUGUGUGGGUUGGAAAGGGGGAGUGACAAGUGUGCGAGAUGGGAAGGGAGAAGGGAGGGAUGGCGAGGGCAACGAGGAGUGGAAGGGAGGGCGACGGGGAAACCGAGGGCGACGGGGGGAGAGAGAGACGGGGAUUGCGAGGGGACGAGUGGGAGCGAGGGUGACGAGCGGCAGGGAGGGCGACGAGACGAAGGGGGGCAACGGGCGGAAGGGAGGGAAAGAGAGCGUGAAUGGGGAAAUGAAGGCGACAGGAGGGGGAAAUGAAGGCGACGGGAGGGGGGAGUGA
Molecule: messenger RNA, 2697 nt
Organism: Closterium sp. NIES-65
Lineage: Eukaryota; Viridiplantae; Streptophyta; Zygnematophyceae; Desmidiales; Closteriaceae
Source: the annotation of a GenBank genome assembly